AUGGCGACAAUCGCUGCUUUCAAGCUUCCCAAUAUCCAGAACGAGCCGAACAAACACUAUGCCAAAGGCUCCGCCGAUCGGGACGGGCUUACUGCCGCCAUUGAGGCUUUCAAGAAGAAAGCUCCUGUGGAGAUCCCUCUUGUACUGGGAGGCAAGUCAGUGACCACGUCCAACGUCUUGACACAAAACAACCCUUCGUCCCGUUCGACACCAAUUGCCAAAUAUUCCAAUGCUUCCUCAGCCGAUAUCAAGCAAGCGAUCGACUCGGCACUAGCUGCGAAACCAGCCUGGGAAAGCUUACCAUUUGCCGAUCGAGCUGCUGUGUUCCUGAAAGCCGCAGACCUCAUCAGCACGAAGUAUAGAUACGAGAUCAUGGCAGCCACAAUGCUCGGGCAGGGCAAGAAUGUAUGGCAGGCAGAGAUUGAUGCUGCGGCGGAAUUGAUCGAUUUCUUCCGCUUCAACGUCAGGUUUGCAGAGGAGUUGUACAACCAGCAGCCACCAUUGAAUUCAUCUGGCGUGUGGAACCGACUCGAAUACCGGCCACUCGAAGGAUUUGUGUAUGCUGUCAGUCCCUUCAACUUCACAGCGAUUGGCGGCAACCUCCCUGGUGCGCCUGCCCUGAUGGGAAAUGUGGUGGUCUGGAAGCCCAGUCCCUCCGCGGUGGCUUCGAACUAUCUCGUUCAUCAAAUUUUACUUGAGGCUGGUCUACCGCCUGGGGUCAUUCAAUUCGUGCCUGGUGACGCUGAGGAGGUGACCAAGACUGUCCUCGACCAUCCACUUUUUGCUGCGCUUCACUAUACCGGCAGCACUGCCGUUUUUAGAAAGCUCUAUGGACAGAUUGCGCAGGGAAUUGUUGCCGGGACAUACAAGGGGUACCCACGUAUUGUAGGCGAGACUGGAGGGAAGAACUUCCAUCUGGUGCAUCGGAGCGCAGAUGUUCCAAACGCAGUGAACAACACCAUCCGUGGAGCGUUUGAGUUCCAGGGCCAGAAGUGUAGUGCUUGUUCUCGAGUGUAUGUACCGGCUUCAAUGUGGGAAGACUUUAGGUCGUUGCUGGUCACAGAGGUACAGAAACUCAAGACCGGACCUCCAGAGGAGCUUUCCAACUUCAUCGGUCCUGUGAUCCAUGAGGCAAGCUUCAAGAAGUUGUCGAAAGUGAUCGAGGACGCGAAGAAUGACGAUGACUUGGAACUGGUGUUGGGUGGGACGGUCGACGACUCCCAAGGCUUCUUCGUCCAGCCAACUAUAUACGAGACCAAGAACCCUUUGCAUCCAAAUAUGAGCACCGAAUUCUUCGGACCAAUUUUGACAGUUUACGUUUAUAAUGAUUCAGAUGCAAGUGCUUUUGAAGAUAUCUGCAAGACAGUUGAUCAGACCAGCGACUAUGGACUUACCGGUGCUGUCUUUGCCCAAGACCGAGAAGCCAUUCGGUACGCAGAAGAGGCUCUGAGGAACUCAGCAGGGAAUUUCUACAUCAACUGCAAAUGUACUGGUGCUGUAGUUGGACAGCAGGCAUUUGGUGGUGCCAGAGCUAGUGGGACGAACGACAAGGCCGGAAGUGUGAAUGUUCUGUCAAGGUUUGUGAGUGCGCGCGCGAUGAAGGAGGAGUUCUUGAGCACAGCAAGCGUGACUUAUCCUUCUAAUGAGUGA
Endocarpon pusillum Z07020 is the source of this 1650-nucleotide messenger RNA. Its product is annotated as Delta-1-pyrroline-5-carboxylate dehydrogenase. Gene Ontology annotation, molecular function: L-glutamate gamma-semialdehyde dehydrogenase (NAD+) activity. The coding region runs from base 1 to 1650 and encodes 549 amino acids. The transcript has 3 exons. Gene Ontology annotation, cellular component: mitochondrial matrix. The record is from RefSeq and is a predicted model, not a curated record. Lineage: Eukaryota; Fungi; Ascomycota; Eurotiomycetes; Verrucariales; Verrucariaceae.